AUGGUCUUUACUACCCCUGCCUUCACUCGCUUUCUGAUAUCAUCGAACUGGAAACUCCCGACACUCCGACAAUUCAUCCAGUGGUCGCCGGCCGUUGCCCCUAUAUCUGGCAUCUCGACACCAGCCGCAGAGAAAAAUGUGCAGCCAGUGCGAUCCAAAUGGCCUCCUUUCUACUUCGACACUGGUUAUUCCAUAAUCCCGAAGCGACCGUCCCGACCGUUUCCGCCUCCUUUCUUAUCACCGCCGUCCACCUCGUUUUCUGAUGCCUUGACAACACACGAUCGUAGUCAUGACAAGCGGCCGUCGGUUAACGGAGAGCCUCUUCGUGGACUUACAAAUGGGGAUGAUGCAAUUCUCUGCUCUCCAAACUUCCUGGGUGUGAAUGACGGCGUCGGUGCUUGGGCGUCGAAGCCUCAGGGCCAUGCUGCCUUGUGGUCUAGAUUAAUACUCCAUUAUUGGGCCUUGGAAGUUGAAAAUCGUCUCACCGGAUCUCCCAAACCAGACUUGAUCGAGUGCCUUCAAAAAGCAUACGAAGAGACUGUUGAGGCGACCUCGUCACCAAACGAGAUUCUAGGAACCACCACCACUGCAACCGCACUCCUAAGUUACAAAAUCAUAGGAGAGACACCCACGCCAUUCCUGCACGUUACGAACCUGGGAGAUUGCCAGACACUGGUUAUCCGCCCGAGAGAAAGACGCAUUGUGUUCAAAACUGAGGGCCAGUGGCACUGGUUCGACUGUCCGAUGCAGCUGGGCACCAACAGUGUGGACAAGCCCAGGGAAAACGCGGCGUUGUCGGUACUAGAGGUUGAGGAAAAUGACAUCGUCCUGGUUGUAUCUGAUGGGGUAACGGAUAACCUGUGGGAACAUGAUGUACUAGAAGUUGUCCUCAAGAGUUUGGAAAAAUGGGAGGUAUGCAAACGGAAGCGAGAGACAGCCGAGUAUCUCGAAAGCCGAGGCGGGAGGAUGGUAUACGUUGCUGAGCAGCUCUUGACUACUGCCCGGGCGGUUGCCAUGGACCCGUCUGCGCAGACUCCUUACAUGGAGAAGGCGCAGGAUGAAGGGCUCUCCGUCAAUGGAGGCAAAAUGGAUGAUAUCAGUGUCGUUGCCGGUCGUGUCGUACGAUCUGGCUGA
This is a messenger RNA of Microsporum canis CBS 113480, 1134 nucleotides long. RefSeq lists its product as hypothetical. The coding region runs from base 1 to 1134 and encodes 377 amino acids. The record is from RefSeq and is a predicted model, not a curated record. NCBI's taxonomy places the organism in Eukaryota, Fungi, Ascomycota, Eurotiomycetes, Onygenales, Arthrodermataceae. The transcript has 3 exons.